This is a messenger RNA of Pygocentrus nattereri (red-bellied piranha), 2018 nucleotides long. It is a transcript of the gene nubpl, whose product is annotated as nucleotide binding protein-like. Gene Ontology annotation, biological process: mitochondrial respiratory chain complex I assembly; iron-sulfur cluster assembly. Lineage: Eukaryota; Metazoa; Chordata; Actinopteri; Characiformes; Serrasalmidae. The record is from RefSeq and is a predicted model, not a curated record. Gene Ontology annotation, molecular function: ATP binding; ATP-dependent FeS chaperone activity; 4 iron, 4 sulfur cluster binding. The transcript has 11 exons. The coding region runs from base 218 to 1195 and encodes 325 amino acids. Gene Ontology annotation, cellular component: mitochondrion.
GCGGCUCGGCUCGGCUCGGCUCGGCUCGCUGCGGGUUGCUCCGAUGCCGUUUUCGUUUCAUUCAGGCUUUGUUUUCUGGAGUUUAUCCACUUUUCCGCCACACAUGAUCUGCAGAAGGCGACGAUGAGCUGGCACAGCUAGCCGGUGCACCUGGAGGUGACCGCGUCACGCUCUUCUACCCGCUGAGCUGACGGCCGUGUAGCGGCGUUUUCUAAAAAUGUCACUUUAUCACAGCAGAAAGUUCGCCCAGCUGUGUAAACUCGCCUCGGCUAAAGCUGCCGCCGAUCUACGGUCCAGUAAUAGAAAUGCUGGACCGCUUGCCGUGGUCUGUAAACAUGUUCGCUUUAAGUCUUCAGGUGAGAGGGCACUGCAGGAAAGGCAGAAGGCACAUAUGGCACGAGGCUUACCCAAACAAAAACCCAUAGCAGGUGUUAAAGAGGUCAUCGUUGUUGCUUCAGGAAAAGGAGGUGUGGGAAAGUCUACAACAGCAGUGAAUCUUGCUCUUGGACUUAUGGCGAAUGAUCAGAGUAAACGAGUGGGUCUUUUAGAUGCUGAUGUUUAUGGACCCUCAGUUCCAAAGCUGAUGAACCUAAAAGGAAAUCCAGAAUUAACAGACAACAACUUAAUGAGACCUCUUAUGAACUUUGGGAUGCCUUGUAUGUCAAUGGGCUUUCUGGUUGAAGAUACUGCACCCAUUGUGUGGAGAGGUCUGAUGGUGAUGUCAGCCAUCGAGAAGCUUCUUAGACAGGUAGACUGGGGGCUUUUGGAUUACUUGGUAGUAGACAUGCCACCUGGAACCGGGGAUGUGCAACUCUCCAUCACACAGAACAUCCCAAUAGCAGGAGCUGUGAUAGUGUCCACUCCCCAGGAUAUUGCUUUAUUAGAUGCACGCAGAGGUGCCGAAAUGUUCCGCAAAGUUAAUGUACCGGUGCUGGGCUUGGUUCAAAACAUGAGUGUUUUCCAGUGUCCCCAGUGUAACCACCAGACACACAUCUUUGGGUCAGAUGGGGCUAGAGAAUUGGCUCGUACUCUUGAAGUAGAGCUUCUUGGGGACAUUCCACUUCAUCUCAACAUUAGAGAGACAUCAGACAAGGGUCAGCCUGUGGUUGUGUCCUCUCCUGACAGUCCUGAGGCUGAAGCAUAUAGAAGAAUAGCCUCAGCAGUGGUGUGUCGUCUCACAGAGGAGUCCAGAUGAAUGACCUCCCUCAACAGUGGUAAAAAUCAUGAUGGACUUAAGAAACCAGUUAGAGCAAUCAGUGCUCCCCUGUCCUGAAAUUUUAGAGGGUACUAUUGCAUGUACUUACUUAAAAAUAUUGUUUUUUUAUGGUUUUUAUUUAACUUUGUGUGGUGUUUAAGUUUAAGAAAUCCCAUAGGAUGUUUACUAUAGGCAUAUUUAAGUUUUUUAAAAGUACAUGUCUUAUACUGGGUAGUCAUUGAAACUGUUUGUUCUUCAGUAUGUCAUAAACGUGGAUGAUUAGUAUUCUAGUGUGAAAUCCAGGGGAAAUCCAGUUUGCUGAAGCUUGAGCCCAUUCCAGUGCAGUUGCCUGCCAGUCCAGUUUACAGUUGGCCUCGACACGCCGGAGGAAAAGUGUAAGAUUUCAGAGAAGAUCCUGUGAGCCAAACUGAAUGGACCACAAAGCAGAUGGAAUCUUAAAUAUUUCCAGCAAACUCCUAGUCAAUCAGGCUUGUUGUCUGAAGUGAUGAAGGAGCUAAACAGUAUUUAUGUUGAAGAUUUAUGAUUUACUAGAGAUCAUUUUGAAUUCUCACUGACAGUAAAUAUGUGAUUUGAGUAUUACCUUAAGUAUACUCUUAUCAUUGGUUUAACAGUAUUAACAAUAUUUCAACUCUGAGUUCUCAUAUAUCACAUUUCCCCAGUUUGUAUAAUAGCUGGAGUUUUUUUUAAUCAUUGUUCAGCUUCUCAUAAUCAUCAGUGUACUUUACUAUUAAUACAUAAUCAAGAUUUUGUAUUUGAUCUUUAGAAACAAAGCACAAUUAAACUUGCUACGCAACCAGAUUCA